This is a messenger RNA of Polyodon spathula (Mississippi paddlefish), 3194 nucleotides long. RefSeq names its product PHD finger protein 23B-like. Bases 224 to 1924 code for a protein of 566 amino acids. The record is from RefSeq and is a predicted model, not a curated record. Lineage: Eukaryota; Metazoa; Chordata; Actinopteri; Acipenseriformes; Polyodontidae. The transcript is spliced from 6 exons. Gene Ontology annotation, biological process: mitotic chromosome condensation. Gene Ontology annotation, molecular function: chromatin binding.
UGGGAUGGCAGUAGCAGAAUGCGGUCGGUUUUGUGCAAGUGAAGUUUUUAGUUGACCCUUUGCAAGUAGGAAGGGGUGUAGUUUAUAAGAGAGAUAAGAACAAUUAGAAGAAGGGAUCGUAAUUAGGAAAUAAAACGAAAAGAAAAGGAAAUGCCUCAUUAGCAAUCGGAUAAUAAUAGACGGAAUAUCUCACUUUUGAAAGACGGAGACUCGGCGUUGAGGGAUGGCAACACAGAUGAAACCAGCCGGGUUUUGCGCCGGUCCAAGCCCAGAAUCCACCAUGAUCACCGAGCCUCCACAGAAGAGACAGAGGACGGUUGAAGAUUUCAAUCAGUUCUGCACUUUUGUGCUGGCCUAUGCAGGGUAUAUUCCAUACCCUAAGGAGCAGGAGCCCUGGCCUCGCAGCAGCCUGAGUCCUCGGUGCAGCACGGGCAGCACACUGGACAGUGACAGCUGGGUGUCCUCCCGCUCCUCCGACUCCCACACAGCCGCCCGCCACACCAAGCACCCCAAGGAGAGGGCAGGGGGCCCCAAGCGAGCCCGUUCCGACGGCGUCCUCCCCGGACUGCCUGCAGCCAUCUGUGGGAGCCCUGCCAGCGUGGAGAAGGGCAAGAGGAGGAAACAGUCUGGCAAGACCAUGCCCGGUGAGAAGAAACAGAGGAGGAGGACUGCCGAGGGAGGCAAGAGGACCAGCCUGGGCAAGGUGCCGCCCACCACACCCACCCCCCCUCCGCUGGGGAGUGGCGCAGGUUUUGGGGUCCAGGCGCUGGGGAGAGCAGGAGAACAGCAGGAGGCUGGGCUGCGGGGGCCAGCUGCAACCCCGCUCAGCAGCACCAGGGUGCCUGGCCAGGAGAGCUUUGUAGAGCCCCUUCCCCAACAGGCAGAGCCAAAGCGAGAGUGGAUACCCCUACCCCUUGGGGAUCACAAAGGAACACAGGCGGUGACUGAACGCCCGGUCGUGAAGGAAGAGAGGCUACAGAUGAAGGAGGAAAGGCAGCACUGGUAUAACAUGGGCCGGGUAGAGAAGAACAUUAUGAACUGGGAAAGCAACUGGGAGAAUGAGAACAAAAAAACAGGGAACCACCACCACCACCACCGAGAGGAGGACAAUAUUUACCAGGAGAGUGUGGACUCAGCAGCCCUGGAGUGCAAGGAGGUGAAAGGGCAGAAGAAUAAAGACAACAUGGACCAGCAGAGCACAGACAUUAAAGAACGCAAGAAUAAGGACAACGCAAACCACAAAGAAAAAGAAAAGAACCGGGCUGAAGAAAACAAGCACAAUAUUGACCAGAGAGACAAAGAGAACAGCGAGCAGCAGCAGGAUAAGCUGCUCAUUGACCAGUGUAAUAAGUGCAAUGAUAUUGACCAGGCUGAUAUGAGCAACACUGACCAUAAAAGCAAGGCCGGUAUUGACCAGAUGAAAGCCGACAACGUUGAGCUGGCAAGCAGGGAGAGUGCUGCCUCCCAAGAGGAUAAGGACAUUCUGAAUCUCUUGAACGAGGACAGAGUGGACAGGAAAGGUAAGGACAGCUCUAUCCAAGAUGAGGAGGACAGCCAUAUCGACCAGGAGACGGGCUACCAUACAGACCAGGAGAGCAGCGAUACGGACCAGCAGGACAAAGCUGGGGAGGACAGCGUCACAGACUGCUCAUCUUUUUGCACAGAGAACACGUCUGCAGAAAGCAGCAGAAUGGAAGAGGACGACUCAUGGGACCUGAUCACUUGUUUCUGCAUGAAGCCCUUCGCGGGACGCCCCAUGAUCGAGUGCAAUGAGUGCGGCACCUGGAUCCACCUCUCCUGCGCCAAGAUCCGCAAGUCCAAUGUGCCCGAGGUCUUCAUCUGCCAGAGGUGCCGGGACUCCAAACAGGACAUCCGCAGGUCCAACCGGGCCAGGACCGUGUCCCGCAAGCGCUUCCGCGAGUAGGGGAGUGAACACGGAGCUGGGACAGGGAACAGACAAAUACAUUGAACUACAAUGAGGCGCAUUCUGCUGGGAGGACUGGGCAGGUCCAGCAGACCCCACAGAGGUUCACUUCACUUCGACCUGCCAAGCUCCUGCAGUGCAGCCCUACACACCAUACAAACUGCUGAUGCUGUGUGUUAGUUAAGGGGCCUUAAAAGGGUAUGGAAGUUAAGUUAACCUGGGGGGGAGGGGGGUUUGGGGUGCAGGGAUCACAGGCUCAAAAAGUACGUUAAUUAUUCAGAGGCUGGUAAAGUGGUACGGCCACGUUCUAGAAGACACACUCACACACACCCAGACAAACACUGACACACGCACACCCAGACACACAUGCGCACACACUGACACACGCACACAAACCUCCCUUGUGGGUUCUACUGCUAUACUUUACCUUCUUCGAAGACAAUCAAGCAGAGAAACGACCAAACCAAUGCGAGAACAGCACAGCACAGGCAGGCUGUUUUCACUUUGUUUGGCAAAGGGGCUGGAGCUGCACUUCUUAGAUACAGACUCUUUGAGAUUCGAUAUAGAAACAAACACUGCACUCUUCAUCACAAUAUCGGUACCAUCAUGCUGUGGAAGGCUGCUGACUGUGAGAGCGGCACUUAAAAAGUAAGCAGAGCCAUGCCCCGGCCUGACAGUCAAAUGGAGCCCGAGAUUCUGUGCCCUCUGCUUUGAUCCACUUUAGAUCCUUGGAUGAAGACAGCUGUCAGCACCACAGCAGCGCUGGACACUUUACAUUGUGAGCGCUCUUGGUUUUUAUUGACUUGGUGAUUGAACACAUGCAAUCACAUGAUUGCUUUAACUAACUACAACCUUCUUUUAAUAGCAUUACAAGUUAAUAGCACUAUUCCUCCUGUUUUCAGAAUCUGCAAAGGGGAUUGUAGUGUUGGUUGGCUGCAGUGUACUUCAGUGGGUUUGUUGGUGAAAGGAAGUGUGUGUGUACCAUGCCCAUAGCCUGGUUCUGAAGUGCUUUCCCAUAUCCACUCCUGGCAGUGCCCAGGGUCCACACGCUAGGUAUCCCUGUGAAUUCCAGGGGCUUGACUAGAAUGGAUGUGCAUCACACCGUGUGUUGAGCGGUUACUGUCAGUGAGACUGAUCCCGCUGUGUGUCAAGAGACACAGCCUGUGCAAGUCUAACCACAGAGUACUUUUAUACUUCAUGUUUUCAAAAAGUGGGCAUGGGUGAGAACAGUGUUGAGAAAAAAUUAAUAAAUAACAAGAGCUCUGGUAGA